AUGUGUCGUCUACUGGACAUCCUGCUGGCUUUGCUGAGUCGUUUCCUGUUUGCGGUCCACGGGGUGGUGACAGUAUGGCGUGUGGUGGCCGUUAAAGAGGAGCCACUCUACUGGCUGCUGCUGAUGGGUGUGGCUCUGCUGGGUGUGGAAAUGGCUGUCACUUUGAAGUGCACCCGAAAUGCAGAGUGGAAAUGGUUCUCCCCCAUGGUUUUCCUCUACCUCAGCACUGUCAUCCCGUCCAUUUGGUUCCUGGAGCUGAGCCUGCUGCAGUCCAAGCUGCCUGUCAACAAUUCCUCCGGCCCUGAGCUUCAUUUGCUGGCUGGCAUCCCGAUCACAGCGGGCAUCGUGGAGCUGGACCCAGAAAACUGGGUGGCAGGCCUGGAGCAGACCAUGCUCAUAGUAUUGGUUCUGGGUCGCUGGCUGAUGCCAAAGGGUUAUAUGUCCCGCGAUCAGCUCUCUCAGCUCCUCAUGGUCUAUGUAGGACUGGGUGCUGACAUCCUGGACAUCUUUGACACCUUCAAGGAACCUGAGGUCAGGACUAACCGUGCAGUUGUCAUCAUGGGCCUGGGCCUUUUCUCUUGGGCGCUCAUGCAAUUUCCUCUGGUGCUGACCCAGACACAACCCCCAAAGGGUGAGCCUCCACAGAGGAGUGUGGGCAGUCCCUCCUGCUGUCCUGGUGCUCCAUCGCCAUUCACCUCCUGCUGCUCCAGUGAAGUGUGGAGCUUGCUCCUCACAGUGGGACUCCAAGAUGGCCCGUUUCUGCUUUACCGGCUCUAUCUUAUGGUCCAAGAGCAGGUACUCAACCAGCUGAUGAUCUUCUUCACCUGCAAAAACAUCCUCAUUGUCCUCUUGGAGCUUUACAGAAUCUUUGUGGUGCAGUGCAAACGGCCGGUUGGGGAAUCGGGACUGGGAAUGAAGAGCGGCAAUGGCAGCAAGUGGCAAUUCAAUCAGAGGCCUUUCUUGCGCUGCCCUGUAUCUGUGUCCAUCAAAUUGCCGUACUUCACCUGA
This is a messenger RNA of Epinephelus fuscoguttatus (brown-marbled grouper), 1008 nucleotides long. Its product is annotated as transmembrane protein 26. Bases 1 to 1008 code for a protein of 335 amino acids. The record is from RefSeq and is a predicted model, not a curated record. The transcript is spliced from 4 exons. Lineage: Eukaryota; Metazoa; Chordata; Actinopteri; Perciformes; Serranidae.